Messenger RNA from Leptosomus discolor (cuckoo roller), 1107 nucleotides. The record is from RefSeq and is a predicted model, not a curated record. NCBI's taxonomy places the organism in Eukaryota, Metazoa, Chordata, Aves, Leptosomiformes, Leptosomidae.
GUACUAUCGUGAGGUCCUUCCUGGAGAGAUUGUGAAAAUAUCCAGAUAUGAUGUCCAAACACUGGAUGUUGUACCAAGACCUGAAGGAGAUCCAUCAGCAUUCUGCAUCUUUGAAUAUGUUUAUUUUGCAAGACCAGACAGUAUUUUUGAAGGUCAGAUGGUGUAUUCCGUCAGGAGAAGAUGCGGGCAGCAGCUUGCCAUUGAAGCACCCGUGGAAGCAGACCUGGUCAGCACUGUUCCAGAGUCUGCAACCCCAGCAGCUCUUGGUUAUGCUCAAAAGUGUGGUCUACCAUAUGUUGAAGUACUCUGUAAAAACCGAUAUGUAGGAAGAACAUUUAUCCAGCCAAAUAUGAGGUUACGGCAGCUUGGUGUUGCAAAGAAGUUUGGCGUUCUGUCUGAUAAUUUUAAAGGCAAGCGAGUUGUUAUCAUCGAUGAUUCAAUCGUGAGGGGCAAUACCAUUUCACCCAUAAUAAAACUACUGAGAGAAUCAGGUGCCAAAGAGGUGCACAUCCGUGUGGCUUCACCUCCCAUAAGAUUUCCUUGUUACAUGGGAAUAAACAUUCCAACUAAAGAAGAACUCAUUGCUAACAGACCUGAAUUUCAUGAUCUUGCAAACUAUAUAGGAGCAGACAGCGUUGUCUACCUUUCUGUGGAGGGGCUGGUAUCAUCCGUGCAAGAAAGCAUCAAAGCGAGACAAGUGAAUGAAAACAGCCUUAAAAGCCAGAAGUCGCGUCUGGGGAAGAUUGGUCAUUGCACAGCCUGUCUCACCGGAGAGUACCCCGUGGAGCUCGAAUGGUGAAUUUUUAGUGGGUGGACAUCAGUUCAUCCCUUGUUGAAUGUACCUUUUUCAAAGGUGCCUUCUUGCUAAUAGUCUUCUUGCAUUUAGGUAGUAAGGAGAGCUUAUUACAGCUAACUAAUUUCUGGUACUAAAACACAUCUUUACAGUAAAGACUUAACAGAAAGUCUGAUGUGCUGAUGAAAACAAUAUAAGCAGAUUAAAAUACAAAAUCAGUUGUGCCUUCUAUUUUCUCAUAAAAUAUUAUAAAACCCAAAGUUUUUUUAAUUAUGUAACAGUCCCAGAGUUUUUUGUUUUGGUCUUGCCCUGAA